Messenger RNA from Plenodomus lingam JN3, 480 nucleotides. RefSeq lists its product as uncharacterized. NCBI's taxonomy places the organism in Eukaryota, Fungi, Ascomycota, Dothideomycetes, Pleosporales, Leptosphaeriaceae. The record is from RefSeq and is a predicted model, not a curated record. Gene Ontology annotation, molecular function: N-acetyltransferase activity.
AUGUCACCCUGGACCAUCUCCUCCGUCACUCCAGACACUAUAAACGAAGUCGUUGAUUUCGUCAACAAUGCGCGUCAGCAAAUGUUUCCGGGGCUCUGCGCACAGCUCAAUGACGACGUUUCACGAUGGGUGUUAUCUGGCCAUUUCUUGACAGCGCGCAAAGGCAAGAACAUCAUCGCUACCAUUGGAUAUGUACCCUAUGAUUACCGUUUCCCACAACUCGAAUACCAGAAUCUGGAGGUGGUCGAGGUAGUCAGGCUAUUCGUGCUACCAGAGUAUCGACGGUGCGGGCUGGCUGCGACGCUGUUUGAGAAGUUGAAAGAGCAGGCCGUGAAGCAGAACAUCGGUUGCUUAUAUUUACAUACUCACCCCUUUUUGCCAGGUGCAAUUAGAUUCUGGGAGAAGCGUGGGUUCGCGGUUGUGGAUGUAGAAAGGGAUCCGGCUUGGGAGACUACGCACAUGCAGUUGAGACUGGAAUGA